AUGUCUAAGUCAUCAACACCAAAAUCUCAUGUUUUGAAUGCUAAAAGUGCUUCUGAAUCUCUUAAAUCUAUACUAAGAACAAACCCGUGGGAAGGAGCCGAUCAUUUCGAGAUAAUACCGGCUUCUGCGGUUGCAUCAUUGGUUAUUGAUAUUGUGAUUUGUGUUGAGCAAAUUUGUGAAGCUGUUGAUAAAUUAGCUUCGCUUGUGAAUUUUGUGCCAUGCGAGUUACUUCAUAGUGGAACCGUGCAACCGAUUUCUGAUAUCAAUGGUUCAGUACAUAUUGUUACCGUUAGCGAGUGA
Trifolium pratense (red clover) is the source of this 300-nucleotide messenger RNA. RefSeq names its product aluminum-activated malate transporter 7-like. The record is from RefSeq and is a predicted model, not a curated record. Lineage: Eukaryota; Viridiplantae; Streptophyta; Magnoliopsida; Fabales; Fabaceae. The coding region runs from base 1 to 300 and encodes 99 amino acids. The transcript has a single exon.